Messenger RNA from Alosa sapidissima (American shad), 5717 nucleotides. RefSeq names its product shisa family member 7 (gene shisa7b). Gene Ontology annotation, cellular component: dendritic spine membrane; postsynaptic density; AMPA glutamate receptor complex. Bases 231 to 2180 code for a protein of 649 amino acids. Lineage: Eukaryota; Metazoa; Chordata; Actinopteri; Clupeiformes; Clupeidae. The transcript has 5 exons. The record is from RefSeq and is a predicted model, not a curated record. Gene Ontology annotation, biological process: regulation of AMPA receptor activity; regulation of short-term neuronal synaptic plasticity.
GAACUCACAUACUAAAGAGCUUGCAUACUAAUGUAUGCAUAAUUAACUUCAAGGAGAGAUAUUGUCUUUAAAGGCUUUAUAUUGUCAUACUGACAUGCAGUUUUUGUUUUAAGAAGAUAAACUGCCUCAAAGGACAUUCCUCCUUGCAUUGCUGCUGUGUUUGUAAAACUAAAGGGUUGUUUUUUCAAAGGCCUCUGCAUUUUAAGAGUUGUUUGUUUCCCCUGUGGACGAUGAGGCCAACCCUUUCUUCAGCCAUGGCAGCAGUUCUGCCUCUGCUGUAUGCUCUGAUGCUCUGCGUUGCCACGGCGACCGUGACUCUGCCCUCAGAGCGUCGCCUGGCAGCCAACGGGAGCCCCAUGCUGGUUCUGCUCCGGGGCCUUGGCAGCAAGCCCCUCCCAAUCCCCCCGCCCCCCGCCGGACCCCCCGGUUGGGCCAAGGAGGCGGCGGCCAUGGCUAUGGAGCCCAAGGGCGCUGAGAUCCUGCCCAAGCCGCUUCCGCAGAUCAUGCCCCGCAACCUGACGGACGCCAUGAAGCCACCGCUCGGGGCGGCCCAGGUGGCGCCGCCGGAGAAGCUGGUCAACAUGGACGUGUGCCGUGGCUACUACGACGUCAUGGGCCAGUACGACCUGACCUUCAACUGCUCCAAGGGCACGUUCAUCUACUGCUGCGGCACCUGCCACUACCGCUUCUGCUGCGAGCACUCGCGCAACCGCCUCGACCAGGACUCCUGCACCAACUACAACACGCCCGACUGGGCCAACACGCAUGUCUCCACCACGCCGCCCCCCGGCUGGGGGCCUGGCCCGACCUUUGACCCCGUGCGGACGCAGAGCAACACGGCGUACGUGAUCGGUGGCGUGCUGUCCUUCACACUGGCCGCUGCUGUGGGCAUGAAGGUGGUGUUCCACAAGAUGUCCCGCCGGCCACAUAACAGGGAGAUCAACAUGCCCAGGGCUCUGGUGGACAUCCUGCGGCAUCAGUCCAGUCCUGUCCAGCAGGGGGAGCGGAACAACAGCACCAUCCUCACCACGGCCACCAGCGGCGAGGGCAAGCUCGGACGCCCGCCCAAGAAGCUCUACACACCUGUGCUGCCAAGCAAGGACAACCGCCUUGGAAACGUCCAACACAAUUUGGGCGGCCUGUCUGGGUCCAGCCCCAAACAUACGGCUACUAUUGAGCGCGCUCCCCGCAUGAACAACGUCCAGCUGGCCCCGACGGGCACGCUGCUGUCCAGCAAGCACGGCAGCAUGGGCCGGCCGCCCUCCUCGCUCUCACACUCCUUCCACAACCUGGCCCAGCUGCCCCCGUCCUACGAAGUGGCCAUGAGACCGGAUAUCAGUCGCUACUGCUCCCUCAAGAGGCUGGAGAAAGACCUGGAAGACUACAGUACUAUGGGCUACAGUACCUCUAAAAGGCGGCCCAACAAUAUGCCCCCAUCCUUUCACUCCUCUCAGCAUCAUCUACACUGGGGUGGCGACUACACCCUCGGAGCCCGGGGCACUCUCCCCCUGCACUCCUCCCGCUCUCGCAUCCACCUACCGGCCACACCCAACCCGUACCCUCUGCCCCCUUCCCAAUCAGCGUACCACCCUGGUAUGGAGCCUCUGUCCCACCCCCCGCGCCGGGUCAUGUCCCAGGACCAGCUGCUGAUGCUGGGGGAGGGCAACACGCUCUCCCGCCUGUCCAAGAACCAGCAGCACCAAUACUACAAAGCCAUGACCACCAGCAAGAGCUCCACCGGCAGCACACUGCGCCGGUCUCACGAGCGGCUCCUGGUGUCGCCCGACCGGUUGGACGAGCGGGUCAGGAUGCCGACGGAUUUCGGCAUGCCGCCGACCUUGCCGCGUCUCACCAGCCACCAGAAGGCCCAGUCGCAGCAGAACGUGUGCGUCACGCCGUCCAUGGACCGCCACCACAUGAUCAAGAUGAACUCCCACCCGUCGUCUGGCCGCGAUAUGGAGCGCAGCCACCCCACGGGGGGAACCAUGGGCUGGGCCGAGAGUGGACACGGCUCUAGUGGAGGUGGAGGGGGGACUUUGGGCCACAAUGCCAGGCGGAUGGCCUUCGCCACCAAGCGCCAGAACACCAUCGAACAACUCCACUACAUCCCUGUGGUGGGUGGCGGGGGAAACGCAGGCCAGUCACUCAGAACAGGGAGCAAAAACGAAGUCACCGUGUGAGACAAAGGCACAGAGAGACAGAGAGAGAGAGAGAGAAAGAGAGAGAGGCAGAAAAGAGAAAGAGGAUUGAUUUCAGAAUGUAUACUUUUUCAAAACAAAGAAAGGGUGGUCUGAAUAUUAUGCUCGACUCAAGUGAGGAUAGCAUGACAGAGAGAGGGAAAAGUGAAGUAAAAGAGCGCUGAGCUAACCUGUUGGAUAAAAGUGACGGAGACAGUCAGAGUGUCUCUCCUUGAAAAAUGAUGAAUGGGGAAGAAAAGAGAUUCCUUGUCCCAACGUUCCUCUGUAUCCAUGUUUGGGAGAUUAAAUAUGAGAUAAUUAUGACUCAGAGGCCAUAGAUUUUCUCCAUGUAGCCUAUGUAUAAUAAGCAUAUGAAACUACUAUGAAACAUCCUUACUUACAUACAUAUUUGAUAGGAGUUAUGAAAAGGGUUGCAAUGAAGCACCCAGGUUUGAGAAAAACAACGGUCUUGUUAAAGGAAGCAGAAAUAAUCAUCCAUAUUUGGAGAUAUCCAUUGUGUUAUUUGUGGAACCCAGUGGUGUUUUGAGUAAAUAAGCUUGACAUUGUUGUUUGGCAGCGCAGGAACUUGCAGUUUAAUCUGAAGUUGUGCUUCGUUCCAGAUGAUGCUCUGAAUCUGAAUGAGAGAGAGUGAGAGUGAUUCAUAGUCUUUAUGGAAUCCUCUGCCAGAUGAAACGAUUCAUAAUUGGCUUGCAAUGAGAUGACGUACAAAGAUGAAAAAAAAAAACUACAAAUUUUGAUCAAUAGCAAAGGCCCUUUGAUAUGGUGCUGGUGUGUUUACGUUCCAUAGAUGGGAAAGAGACCGUAAACACUUGAAUAAUUAGUCAGUCCAUUCCUGGCAUGUAACUGAAUAAUGGCAUAAAUGUACCUAUAAGGCAUUUUUCAUCACAGCUCUAACUGAGUUUGUUUUAUACAAAAUUACUUGGUAAAAUUUUUUUUAAUAGGACUUGAGCUACCCUUUUCCUGACAAUGUCUAGCACAGUUUUUGCCAGUGCUUUGGUAGUGUUCAAUAUGUGAUUCCAUAUAGACCCUUUCAAGAGAGUUCCAUUAUCAGCAUCAUAGUUGGCCCCACAAGACUUCCUUUGUAACAUUCCAUAUGUUAUCUUAAUGCAGAGGAAGUAGAUUGGGGCCCAAAUAGAACGUUCAAGCAUUGUUUUUGUUUUUAUUGUUGAAAGGGUCUAUAGCCCUGCUUUGUUAUUAUGGUAGCAUGGAAAUACCAGCUCUCAUUGGAUUAUUCAGAAGUAGGCCCAAGUGCCCGGGAUGGAAAUUUAGAGUACCCUUGUCUAGACAUACAUUAAGUAACAGAGGCCCAGAGACAAAUAGCAGAGAUAACAGGAUGAACACAUACGGCGGGUGUGCUUUCUGUAGUGUAGUGACUUGUUUCAGGGCUUAUAGCUUGGUGUGCAUUUUCAUUGGUUGCGCAGGGGGGAAAGAGAGGGUGCAGUGGGCUUUUUCAGAUGCAACGCCGAGCUGGAGAGGCCCUAAGGAGCCUGUGGCCGGUCACAUCUGAUAUGCCUGCUCUGGUCAGGUGCUGGGGCACAAGGCCGGCAUGUCCUCAACAACAUGAGAACUAUGUGCGGGGGAAGGGCAACGUGUGCGUGUGUAUGUGUGGGUAUGUGUGAGUGUGUGUGCCUGUCUGAUGGACUCUUUUACUCCAAGGGCUACUCUGAGGUCUCUGUAUUUGUGUACGUCCGUAUACUUCAUGUUAUGCCCUCUAUUUGUUUGCAAUGUCACAAUUUAUGAUGUGUCAUGGUAAAGGGUAUGUAUUUGCCUUUCCACGAGUCUAUAAAAGAGGGUGAUGAACCAAACAAAUUCUGCAAAGCUUCUUUAUUGUGGUCCUGUGAUUUUGAACUUCAAUUCUAGAGACACCCUUUCUAUGUUGUUUACAUGGCUGGGAGAGAAACACGUGUGAUCUCACAUUUUUCUGUAAAUCUGACUCUGCAAACUUUUUUUUCCCAUUCAUCUAUCUUUUGUCAUCAGAUGGCGGAAACUUCCCAGUUCACAUGGAACUGCUUUUAACAAUGUUAUCUGAAGAGUUAAGACAACACUUAUUUUUUUCCCUUGUCUUUCCACAUAAAAUUGUCUUAGGAGUGUUAUGUUUUAUCAAUGUUUUGACAGAAUCCUGACAAACUUGGAUUAUAAAUGCUGUUUAUUUAUGUUGAUGACCUUUGGAUUCUAGCUCAUUAUUACCAUAACUCUUUCUUAUCUAUUUUUGUUUAUUUGUCUUUAAUUUCAUUGGCGUUCCCUACAUUCUAAAUAUUUAGUUUUGGUGGAAUUUAAACAUUUGUAUUGUUGACUUUUUAAAAAUUCAGAUGCAGUUAUAUUGAAAAGACAAGACAGCAUGUGAAGAUGUCAAAGACAGUAUUGACAAUGUCAUCGUGCUGACUUAAGAUGUCAUGGUGUGUAUGUGUCCUGUGCGUGCAUCUGUGUUUGUGUGUCUGUGUGUAUUCCUGUGUCUGUUUCAAGAGAGUUGAAUCUCAUUUGACCUGACAGCUUUGUUAUGGCGUCAGAGAAAUGUGCUUUUUAGGAAAAUCCACAGUAUGUUACAAAUUGAUUUAUCUCUCUGUAGCUUCUUGAUUUUUAGGACUCCCAACCUUAUUUAAGAAUAAAUAUGUGCAAGAUUUCACAUAUGGGCUAAAUAAGGCUAAACUACACUGUAGUUUCCAAUAUGUUUCGGUAGAAGCAAAUGAUAAUGAUAUGACAGCCACAUUUUGGGAGAUACAAAUCCUAUUUAUUGUGAUAUUAACAUGUUGUGUGCGAUCCAACAUUGACAAAGGUGUUCUAGAAAUCCAAUCUCAUUUUAAAAUGAGAAGUUAUUUUGAAAUCUUUUUUAAAACACAAAUGUUGGGCUGAGAAGUUGAAAGCAAUGUUUCAGAGUAUGAAGGGCCAGUCAUUUUUAAAGAUAUAAUCUUCUCUUGGAUUUGAAAAGAGACAGCCUAUUGUUAUUGUGUAGCUAUAUUAAGUUGCUUAUACUUAACCCUGGCUUUGUGUGCCUGUUAAUGUCAGGGAAGUCUAACCGUAUGUAUGUGUGACUGAGUGACUGCAUACUCAAAUGAGUGCCAAAGUUACAUAUUUUGUGAGUGGCUUCGGCUGCCCCCAAAUAGGCCUAUUGUGUUCCCCCAUGAUGAGCAUGACAUUUUGAUAAAGACUGAACUACAAAUCUUUAACAUUAAGGGCUUUACUGGCCCUGGAGGAGUGAGACAUUAAUUUGCAUACCUCGGAAAUUUGUGUAUUUGUUACAAAAGAUAAACCCAAUUCCUUUGUUUCGACAAAUUGAAAUAAUUCCAGUUAUCAGUGGUAUCCUACCUUUGUAGAAUAAUGUUAAUUAAUGAUAACAAUAACAAUAAAAAAAAUACAAUGAGUGAACUGCUUUAUGUGUGUUUGUGAUGAAAAGUUAAUCACAAUUUUGUAAAGCAGGCUAAAAAAUAAAAAAGCCUAGCUCUAUUGGUCUGGGCAAAUAGCCUGGGUAACACAUUGAAACUAUUUAGGAUAGAUAUCCUAAUUUAAGUCUUUGACUAUACU